This is a messenger RNA of Sphenostylis stenocarpa, 864 nucleotides long. The record is from the annotation of a GenBank genome assembly. NCBI's taxonomy places the organism in Eukaryota, Viridiplantae, Streptophyta, Magnoliopsida, Fabales, Fabaceae.
AUGGGUCAAGCAUUCGGUUGCUAUCAAGUUGAUCAGUCAAAUGUAGCCAUCAAGGAGCAUUUCGGAAAAUUUUCUGAUGUUCUAGAACCUGGAUGUCAUUGCCUGCCUUGGUGUCUUGGGUAUCAGAUCGCUGGUGGUUUGUCUCUGCGUGUGCAGCAACUUGAUGUUCGAUGUGAGACAAAAACCAAGGAUAAUGUCUUUGUCACUGUGGUUGCGUCUGUGCAAUACCGAGCUGUGGCUGAGAAAGCAUCUGAUGCAUUCUAUAGGCUUACCAACACAAGGGAGCAGAUCCAAUCAUAUGUUUUUGAUGUUAUCAGGGCUAGUGUACCAAAGUUGGAGUUGGAUUCUGUCUUUGAACAGAAGAAUGAUAUAGCAAAGGCUGUGGAGGAGGAGCUUGAGAAGGCCAUGUCAACUUAUGGAUUUGAGAUAGUCCAGACCCUCAUUGUUGAUAUAGAGCCCGACGUUAAUGUCAAGAGAGCAAUGAACGAGAUUAAUGCAGCUGCUAGAUUAAGGUUGGCUGCAAAUGAGAAGGCUGAAGCAGAAAAAAUUCUGCAGAUCAAGAAAGCAGAGGGAGAAGCAGAAUCCAAAUAUCUGUCAGGACUCGGUAUAGCUCGCCAACGGCAGGCCAUUGUGGAUGGACUGAGGGACAGUGUGCUUGCCUUCUCUGAGAACGUGCCCGGGACAACAGCUAAAGAUGUCAUGGACAUGGUGCUGGUCACUCAAUACUUCGACACCAUGAAAGAGAUAGGGGCAUCUUCAAAGUCCUCGUCUGUGUUCAUACCGCACGGCCCCGGCGCGGUGAAGGACAUUGCCGUGCAGAUCCGGGAUGGCCUUCUCCAGGCUAGCGCUUCACAGAUAAAUUAA